Messenger RNA from Hevea brasiliensis (rubber tree), 1728 nucleotides. Its product is annotated as 6,7,8-trihydroxycoumarin synthase-like. The transcript has 2 exons. The record is from RefSeq and is a predicted model, not a curated record. NCBI's taxonomy places the organism in Eukaryota, Viridiplantae, Streptophyta, Magnoliopsida, Malpighiales, Euphorbiaceae. Bases 16 to 1506 code for a protein of 496 amino acids. Gene Ontology annotation, molecular function: oxidoreductase activity, acting on paired donors, with incorporation or reduction of molecular oxygen; monooxygenase activity; heme binding.
AUUGAAACAUACAUAAUGGUUUUGUUUAUCUUUUUCCUAUUAGCUCUUCCGCUACUUCUUUCAUUUCUUCUCCGAAAACAAAAAUCUAAAAAUCGUCAUUUGCCACCAGGUCCCAAGGGUCUUCCAUUCAUAGGCAACUUACAUCAAUUUGAUAGCUUAAACCCUCAUUCCUACUUAUGGCAGCUUUCGCAAAAAUAUGGACCUUUAAUGUCCUUGCGUCUAGGUUUUGUACCAAUCUUGGUAGUUUCCUCUGCCAAAAUGGCUAAGGAAAUCUUGAAAACCCAUGAUCUUAUUUUUUGUAGCAGGCCUUCCUUAGUUGGCCAGCAAAAGUUGUCCUAUAAUGGUUUAGACUUGGCCUUUUCACCUUAUAAUGCUUAUUGGAGAGAGAUAAGGAAAAUUUGUAUGGUUUAUCUCUUCAAUUCUAAUAGGGUGCAAAGUUUCCGUCCCAUCAGAGAAUUCGAGGUUUCCCAUAUGCUUGAAAAGAUCUCCAAAUCAGCCGCAGCCUUGAAACCUGUAAACUUGUCUGAGGUCAUGAUGUCGCUUACAAGUACUAUAAUUUGCCGGGUUGCUUUUGGGAAGAGGUAUGAGGAAGAUGGGGUUGAAAGGAGUAGAUUUCAUGAGUUGCUGAAGGAAACUCAGGCUAUGUUUACAAGUUUCUUUGUUUCAGAUUACUAUCCUUUCUCGGGUUUUAUUGAUAAGUUCACUGGAUUAGCCCAUCGCCUAGAGAAAAACUUCAAGGAAUUUGACAUUUUUUAUGAACAGAUAAUCCAAGAACACCUUGAUCCUAGUAGAUCAAAGCCUGGGGAAGAGGAUAUUCUUGAUAUCUUACUUCAAUUAUAUAAGAAUCGUUCUUUUAAAGUUGAUCUCACUUUCGAUCACAUCAAAGCUGUGCUUAUGAACGUAUUUGUGGGUGGAACAGACACCGGCGCAGCAACUGUGGUUUGGGCCAUGACUUUCCUGAUGAAGAAUUCCACAGCAAUGAUGAAAGCUCAAGAAGAAGUUAGAAAACUUGUUGGGAAGAAAGGCUUUGUAGAAGAAGAUGAUACUCAACAACUACCUUAUCUCAAAGCUGUAAUCAAGGAAACAAUGAGAUUGCAACCCACAGUUCCCUUAUUAGUCCCAAGGGAAUCAUCCGAAAAUUGUACUUUAGAUGGAUAUGAUAUACCAGCUAAAACAGUAGUUUAUGUGAAUGCAUGGGCAAUUGGAAGGGACCCUGAAAUCUGGGAAAAUCCAGAAAAGUUUGAUCCUGAGAGAUUCAUCAAUAGCUCUAUUGACUUGAAAGGGCAAGAUUUUGAGCUGAUACCAUUUGGAGCUGGUAGAAGAAUUUGCCCCGGGAUCUUCAUGGGCCUCGCAACUGUGGAGGUGUCUCUAGCUAAUCUACUUUGCAAAUUUGAUUGGGAAAUUCCCGUUGGAAUGAAGAAAGAAGAAUUGGACAUGGAUGCGCAACCAGGCAUUACCAUGCACAAGAAAAAUGCUCUUUGCCUUAUGGCCCGGAAGUACGCCUGAUAAAAGGGUAGAAUAUAUUCAUAUGUAACAAGAUAAAUUAUUAGAUAGAACCUAGCAUAUAUGGUACCAUAUAUAUACAUGAAUGUAUACAAGAAGAGCUUGUAGUUCUCUUCGAUUACAAAUAAUAUUUAGUAUCCUUGUGCUUGGUUUUAAUUCUUGCUCUUAAGUAUGACCUUUGAAUUUAGUACUUAUGGUAUCUUGAUCUGUGAGUUUUUUAGGGUA